Prunus armeniaca (apricot) is the source of this 540-nucleotide messenger RNA. The record is from the annotation of a GenBank genome assembly. NCBI's taxonomy places the organism in Eukaryota, Viridiplantae, Streptophyta, Magnoliopsida, Rosales, Rosaceae.
AUGUUAAGCUGGAGCCUACUCUUGUCCCGAGGGUUGCCUCCUCUUCGGUUAGUGAAUACUUGGAGGUGCAAAGAUAUCUGUUGCCCUUGUUUUGAUUGCUACUUAGAGUGGCCUGGGGUGGUAAUUAGAAGCUCGGAUGGUCAUCUUUGUGGUGGUUCUGUGGAGAGUAAGUUGUGUCAAUCGGCUUUAGUGGUUGAGGCAGAAGCGACGUUAUGUGGUCUCAACUUGGCGCUGCAUUCGAAUCUCCGAAAGGCUGGUAUUAAUGGUAAUCAUGGUAACCAUGCCUGGACUAUUCUCCCCAUCCUUGUUGAAAUUUGGAGUAUGGAAACUAUGUUUGAUUCAGUUGAGUGGCUUUGGAUCCCUCGCGAAAAGAAAAUUGCGGCUUCAAUUGUUUUAGGAGUGGUGCAUAGAGUAACCUGGCUAGAUCAGCCACCACCGUCCCUCAUGUAUGUUUUAACCUCUGAUGGGCUCCCUUGUCCUCCUAGAGGAGGUAUCCGGCCAUGUCUAAGCAUUGCUAGAAGUGCUAGCCAGCAGUGCUAA